Bursaphelenchus okinawaensis is the source of this 1530-nucleotide messenger RNA. NCBI's taxonomy places the organism in Eukaryota, Metazoa, Nematoda, Chromadorea, Rhabditida, Aphelenchoididae. The record is from the annotation of a GenBank genome assembly.
AUGAACAGAGAAGCGUUUCUACGUAAGUUCUCAAGUUGUCAUGGAAGCUUUUUUUAGAAUUCGUAGACAAAAGCGUUGGGACUAUAGCUAAGAAAAGUUUUCGUAGCGAGAGAGAGCGAGAUUCUGAUAAGAAACAGAGAUGGGAGCUGAAUCGGAUGAAGUUAUUUGCAACAGUGACGUCAUUGCGACAGAAUAAGGCAUCAGAAUUUCCUGCCAAUGAGAAAAUUGUAAAAAUAUACGAAGCGAUCAAUUACAAGUAUGGACAGGCCUAUCGCCAUCACAACUUCUUCCGGUCGGCCAAGCAGCUGUUUUCGUUGAUAAGACGACUUUGUAAUGGCAAUUUUCUCAAGCAAUUGGAGAGAUUGCACAAGGUAACAGUUUUUGAAGUUAAAAAACAAAUAUAGACAACAAUCGUGAGUCGUGUGGAUAGUAAAUAACAGUAGUCUUUUUGUACAUGAAUUGAUACGAUUCUUUUCUAACGCAUGUCGCAAAAAUGUCUUAUUAGAAAUGAUUGAUAACGAGUUGGGUUGAUAAUUAAUGAGUUAUGGCUGUUUAGGGAUUGAGCGACUGUAAAUGUGAAUACAUACCUCAUAAUGACUUUCUGAUACAUACCGGUGCAUUAUUGUGUCGAAGAAUAUAUUUGCUUGACCGAAUAAGGCUUCUGGCUGCUCGAAAUGUGGACUUUGAUCUUGGUUACAUCGAGUUGGGCCACUUUGUAAGGAAUUUUGAGAUUAUUUUGCUAAGAGUUUAUUCAGUUUUAUAUUUUCUUGCUUUACUUCUAAGCUGACAUCAUUUUAAAAAAAAUGAAACGUCUUAUGUAAUUGUAUGUUUUAAUACUGAAAAGCUACACAUUAUACAUAAUACUUUAUAUUUUUGUUAUUAAACAAUUUCAGCUCAAGUUUAACAUGUUGUUGGCCUCAAUGGCAGCAGAAGUGGCAGAUCAAGCCAGAACUCACUUAAAGUUGUUGAUAAAGUCGUAUAACGAGGUCGCUGAUUGUUUUUGUUUGGCUUCAGACAAGUAGGUCACGGGGAUUACGUUUUGAUAUAUUAUUUUAGUUUCCCAACAACUGUUUACGGUUUCAAACUGGAAUCAGUAGAGGUAGACAAUAAUGGGGAGCUGAUAGAGGGACAGAAGAAUCUGGACAACGUCAAAAUGCUUUGUAGAGUCAUUGACAAGACUGUUGAUCCAACGUGAGUAGUUUAAUAAUAUAGCGUAGUUUCAUAAGUUUAAAAACAAUAGCUUAAUGUUGUUGUUGUAGCUUUGAUGACUAUUUUGUUGUAACUGUUUAUUUAGGGUUUUCUAACUUUCAAGGGUAAAAUGAAGUUUAACACUGUAAGGUUUAAAAUUAUACUUAUAAUAAGGUUAUUUUUAGAAGCUCAGAGAUGUCGAUGGAUGACCUGAAGAAUAAGAUCGAGAGGGAGAUGUUACUGUUGACAGCAGACGAAGAAGAUGACAAAGUCGAGACAGAGCCUUCAUUUUACAAAACUAUUGACAUUUCUCGGAAGCGAAAACGCAAAAAUAAAAAAUAA